AAUAAACAACUGUUGCUGUUACAUUCCCACCAAUUUAUACUAGGUGGUGUCAUUUUGUGAACAAGCAUGGAGAAGCACAAUUCCUCAAUGCCACCGCCACGUCGCCACCGAAGCGGCGCAGAGUACCCAAUUCCCGGUCAACUGAUGGUUGCGCCGCCCUCCACCGCCACCAUUACUCCGUACAGCCCUUUGUCAUCAAGGUUUAAGUUACCCCCUGGUUGGGGUAUUGAAGAAGUGCCUCGCUCUAAAGGCGAUCGAGUUGACAGGUACUACUAUGAGCCUGGGACUGGGCUAAAGUACAGAUCAUUGAGAGAUGUCGAGCGGCGCUUGAAUGGUGAAAUGUUUUCUCCUAGAACCAGGGCAUCAGGAGCGAGAAACUAUCCUAAGGCAAGUAGUUCUCUAUCUCGGAAGAUGAUCAUCUACGAUGGAAAGAUCAUGUGUAUGGAUGAAGAGCAGUUGAAUGAAUGGGCAAUUGUGCCAUCAACAAGUGCAGACACCUUACCCUAUGAUCUUCCUGAUGGCUGGGUGAUAGAAGAGGUACCACGUAGAGACGGAAGCAUGGUGGAUAAGUAUUACUAUGAACCAGAAACUGGACAAAAGUUUAGAUCCAGAAUAGCAGCACAGAGAUACUUGGCGGAAAUGAGAGAAAAUGUUCCUUUGUCUUCUACUCUAGAAGAAUUAAAAGAGAAUAAACCACUAUCCAAGAUGUUUAAGUUGUACCAUCAUGCAAAGAAAUCUCUUCCUUGUAGGAGGAACAUCGUUCGAGAGAAUUCAGAGAAAUCCUCGUUUCUUUCUCCACCAGAAAAAUUAAAUUGGGUUCUUUCUAGUCCUAGAGGGGAUGCUUGGAAUCCUUUCAUUGCUGGAACACCAAUUCCUGAUUCAGUAAAACAGCAAUGGACUAAAAGGUUCAUGUUGUUCAUGAAUGACGAGAACCUGAAUGCAGAAAACUCAGACUAGAAAGGCGUUAAACAGAGAGUCCAAAAAGAAUGCAUUUGGUAACAGUUGUUUACAUUGCAAGAAAGCUCGGACUGCUUCUGACCUAUUGAGAGAAUUGCGUGCUAAAUCUUGUACAUACAGACAUCAUGCAACUCCUUUUCACAUUGCUGUCUAACCACCGUACAGAAUCUGUUGUCCUGUUAAUUUUGUGUUUGUUCAUGCUCUAAAUGUGUCUUAUAAUAAUUCAACAACUUUUUUCCAUAGUACAUGUUCAAGUAUGAAUAUACAAUUAAAGUUUGCAGGUUCAGUUGACAA
Messenger RNA from Solanum dulcamara, 1251 nucleotides. Its product is annotated as methyl-CpG-binding domain-containing protein 7. Lineage: Eukaryota; Viridiplantae; Streptophyta; Magnoliopsida; Solanales; Solanaceae. The transcript has 7 exons. Gene Ontology annotation, molecular function: DNA binding. The record is from RefSeq and is a predicted model, not a curated record. The coding region runs from base 67 to 957 and encodes 296 amino acids.